This is a messenger RNA of Gastrolobium bilobum, 1686 nucleotides long. RefSeq lists its product as uncharacterized. The transcript has a single exon. The coding region runs from base 488 to 1522 and encodes 344 amino acids. NCBI's taxonomy places the organism in Eukaryota, Viridiplantae, Streptophyta, Magnoliopsida, Fabales, Fabaceae. The record is from RefSeq and is a predicted model, not a curated record.
CGAGUACAACGCCCUGUACAAGUUCUCUUUUUGCUCUGAUUGUGCCGCCAUUAGGUUUUACCUUUCAGCUUUAUGCCCACUAUACAAAACCACCGGAGAUUCUUCAUUCAGAGAGAGAUGAACAACUGAAAAAACAUCAUGACAUCUCUGGUAAGACCUAUACUCUACUCUGCACCCUCUAAUCCUCCCAACAAAUGUUUUACCCACUCACUGUGAUCCACGCUCGCUCUCAAAUCUGUCUCCCCAAGAAGAAAAGAAAAAGAAAAAGAAAAACCCCAUCCUUUUUCCUCAAAUAUCUAUAACCCAUUUUCUUGAAUCUCUGCCCCUUUUUCCUAUUCCUCAUCCUUUAUGUUUAUUUCAAACAAAAACUUGUCCUUUUUCAUUAUAAAAGUAAAAACCAAGUCGGGUACCCAUCUUCGAUUGUGAUUUGUAAAAAGGAAGGGUUUUGAGUUGCUCUUUGAUCUUCCUUUCCUCCAAAGUGGCGAAGAUGAGUUUGAGUGCAGCCGAGGAUGAUUCGGCUUCAGAAAUUCACAUCCCAGCAGAGAUUGAUUGGCACAUGCUUGACAAGUCAAGGUUUUUCUUCCUCGGCGCCGCCUUAUUCUCCGGUGUUUCAGCUGCGCUUUAUCCUAUGGUCGUGUUGAAGACCCGCCAACAGGUUUCUUCCACACACUACUCUUGCCUCAACAUGUCUUGUGCCAUUAUGCGCUACGAAGGUUUCAGAGGUUUUUACAAAGGUUUUGGUACUUCUUUGAUGGGAACCAUCCCUGCUCGUGCACUUUACAUGGCUGCCCUUGAAAUCACCAAGAGUAAUGUUGGCACCGCUUUUCUUGAUUUGGGUUUCUCAGACACCACAGCCACUGCCAUAGCUAGUGCCACGGCAGGGGUCACUUCUGCUAUGGCUGCACAGUUAGUUUGGACACCAAUUGAUGUUGUGAGCCAAAGACUUAUGGUUCAAGGCACCGGUGGAAGCAAAACUAUACUAGCUAAUCUUAAUUCUGAGAAUUACAGGAAUGGCCUUGAUGCGUUCAGGAAAAUUCUGUGUUCGGAUGGACCAAGAGGGUUCUAUAGGGGAUUUGGGGUUUCCAUUUUGACUUAUGCGCCAUCCAAUGCGGUUUGGUGGACUUCAUAUUCAAUGGUCCAUAGGCUCAUUUGGGGUGCUUUUGGUUGUUAUAUGGGGAAAAGGGAUGAGAGUGGUUUGGGUAAUGGGUGUGGUUUUAGACCUGAUUCCAAGGCAAUGGUAGCUGUUCAAGGAUUGAGUGCUAUUAUGGCCAGUGGGGUCUCAGCAAUUGUAACGAUGCCACUUGACACAAUCAAGACAAGGUUGCAGGUGUUGGAUGCAGAGGAGAAUGGACGAAAGAUGCCGUUAACUUUUUUGCAGACGGUUCGGAAUUUGGUGAAGGAAGGUGGCAUCCCUGCUUGUUACAGAGGAUUGGGGCCAAGGUGGGCUUCAAUGUCCGUGUCUGCAACUACCAUGAUUACUACCUAUGAGUUUCUUAAACGCAUGUCUACAAAGAGUCAAUAGAAAUUUGACCGCAUAAUAUGCCAAGCAGUUUAAAAGAUUAUAUAUAGGAAUUAGGAUCCUUCUUUCUUUCUUUCUUUUUUUAAUUUUCUUUGAAAUUUAGUCUGUAGUAGCUUGUAGUCUUGUACAUUCAACUUUGUUUUUCUUCUCAAAAUUUACCUAACACA